This is a messenger RNA of Drosophila hydei, 345 nucleotides long. RefSeq names its product male accessory gland serine protease inhibitor-like. Lineage: Eukaryota; Metazoa; Arthropoda; Insecta; Diptera; Drosophilidae. Gene Ontology annotation, molecular function: serine-type endopeptidase inhibitor activity. The transcript is spliced from 2 exons. Bases 46 to 294 code for a protein of 82 amino acids. The record is from RefSeq and is a predicted model, not a curated record.
CCAAUUUAUUUAGUAGAUCUACAGAAGCUCUGAAAACUAUACAAAAUGAAAUUAGCAGCAGUACUUUGCGUAUUUCUCGCUCUCUUUGGCCUAUCUUUUGCUCUCAAGGAUUCCAUUUGUGGUCUGCCACCAGCAGGUGAUGGCAACGGCUUGAUGAGGUGCUUUGCGUUAAUGCCCAGCUGGACCUACUUCCCUGAGGACAAUUCAUGCAAGGAGUUUAUCUAUGGAGGCUGUGGCGGCAAUGCUAAUCGUUUCGGGACUCAGCAAGAGUGCGAAUCCAAGUGCAAGGAGUAGACUUACGUAAAGUAAGCUUGUGAUCUGAAUAAAUCAAAUUGUUGUAUCAAA